CUUAACUGUUACCGGUAACAGGUGGGGUAGAGUAUAAAAUCAGUGUGUCGGAAGCGAGUGAAAGUAAAAUAUCGUCCACAGCUCACCGUAAACAAGUCGGUUCCCGCAAGUAUCAGGUAAUUUUAUUAUUUUUAUUUAUAAGUAUAUUUUAGACUGAUUUUAAUAUAUUUUUUGGCGUAUUUUCACCGUAUCAAAUAAAUUAUAACUUAAAAAAAAAAAAAAACCAUUAUUAAUUAUUGAAAUAUCAGAUUUUCGUAAGAAUAUAACCGAUGAAUUAAAUUAUUUUAUUAUAUUUAUUAUAUUUAUAUUCUAAAUAGGUUAGGUUAGAUUAUUGUACAAAUACGCAUUGAUACAUAUUGAGUCAAUUGUCAAUUGGUUAAGUUCGAACUUAGUUAAAAUCUGAAAACAUGUGAACUACAUACAUACUAUACACACAAAAAUUAUUUGUUUAGAUACCUUUUGAAAAUACAUUAUUCAAGUACCUAAUUCAUUUCAUACAGUGACAGAUAUCGUUUAAUGUAGAUAGGUGCAGGUAGGUAGGAUAGCUAUAUACGUAUAGGAUUGUAUAGAACACCUGCAGUAGGUUUUGUUUUGUUCAACUCUUGUCGCAAAGUAAUUUUUACGAAUUUCACGCAGACGAUGAUUAUCGUCAUUAAAUAUUAUUCAAACUUGUAUCUGACUAUUUCAGUAAAGUUAUGGAAUGUAUAUUGUUUUCAAUUACGUUUUAAUAAAAUAAUAUAAAUUAGUGUUAUUACAAACUGUAUAUUUAAUCUAUGAGAACAUUUUAUUAUGUACUCGGUCCCUUAAAGUGCUUUCCUUUGACGUAAUUUUACCGUUUAUGUUGAAAUUUUAAGCACAUUUUUGAUUGCAUGUUUUAUAACUGAUGAACUAACAUUAAUUUUAGUUUGAUUUAUAUGGAAGGAAUGUAUAUUGGUCUCACUAUGACGAGUGCUUAUUUUUUUCGUCAACCAUUUUUCUACUAGAAAUAUUAUUCCAACCAAAGAAUCCUCUUUUUUGUGACAUUUUAGUUGGUGAAUGAAAAAGUUGUACUUAUUAUUUUCUUUAAUAAUCGAGAAAAACUUCAAAAUUAUUAAAACCGUACAUGGUUUUAAUAAUUUUGAUGAUUUUCUAUUUUGGUCGUAAUUCGGUUAGAAAUAAUCGUAGAGCUGAAAUCUUCACAGAAAAUUGUAAAAUUGUCAACACAUUCUAGUGAUUCUUGAAUCGAGUAAAUAUGCGAUGCGUGACGCGAUAAGGUUAUAGUGGAGGUUGAGGCAAUGGUGUAUACAGUGAUUAUUAGCCAUAGGGGGCAAUUUGGGUGGCAGUGGCUUUGUGUGUAAAAUUGUAUUGAAUGAUAAUAGAUAAUAAAUGCACCUCGUAUGGUGAGCAGCGUGUUGAGUGGUGUGACGAGGAGUUGAUCGGAUCGAAUUUUUUUUUUAGUUUUUAUUUAUGUUUAAAAAUUUGGGACGUCAUAAGCAUUACACCCGAUGGUAAAGAAAAACAAAAUUGAGAUUAAUAUAUUAUUUUUUGUUUAAUAACCGUUUAAAGUUCAAAUGUUGAUGAAUAUCGAAAAAAUAACGACAUUUUAAAACGUGUUCGACCGAAUUUCGCUCAGAAUCGAUUUUGGUUCUAACAAAGAUUUAUCGUCGCGUAAUCGCCGUAUAAAUAAAAUAACUCUACGUAUCUAAAUACCUACUAAACUUACCAACAGCGGCACGCCAGUCAGCAGUGUCGGCUCUUUAUUUGUUUUACAUGUACACAAACAUGAACGGACACCUACGAAUAUCACUAAAAAACUGAUUCGUGCAUAUAAUUUUUAAUUUUGCAACACGCCAUGGUACAGUUGCAUGGUACAUGGCUAAAUGCAUGGAGCCAAUUGCGUUAUCAAUUUAAUUUAUACCCUGCAAUAGUUUGAAAAAUAAAUCCGCGGCCAAGUAUAUGAAAACGCAAUAAUUUUGUCAGUAACCUAACUUAAUCUCAAAUACCUACUCUAUAGUUUAUAUUUGUUAUAAUAAAUAAUUGCAUUAUCAAUACGCAUUGUAACAAUGCGAGUACUUUACCGUUAGUUACACUUUUUAUAGUUGUACAUUUUCAAAGUUGAGCAAGUUAAAUGUUUUUUUUUUUUUUUUUUUUUUUUUUAACUAAUUUAAGUCAAUACAAGAAGAAACAAAUAUACUAAAUUUAAAAUUAAAUUAAUUUUUAAAAUACUAAUUGAUUAGAUUAACCAAAUUGAGUUGCUAUUUUAAAAAUGCUAAUUCAGUUGUAAAUACCUAUUUUCGAAAAUUCUAUAAAAGUCAUCGCGAAAAGUUAUUUUUUUUUUUUUUUAAACUUAUUACUGGCCUGUGGAUUUGUUAAUUUUAGCAAUAAUUUUUUUAUAAAUUACAAUUAAUUUAUCGUCGAAAAAUGUCAGUUAAUUUGUUCUUCGGUCGUAUUAUUACUAUUCGAUAUUGCUGCGAAUCUUAUUAUUGCGCAGUUCGGUUUCGGUACGACGAAUAAUUAAUGAAAAGUUCGUUUUAAACAUGCACAUUUUAACCGAUGAUAUAGUUGGACGUCAUUAACCGUUCGGGUUUGUCGGUAGUUUAACAAUAAUCGAUUUACAGUGGGACGAACGCAAAUAACAAAACGCAAACGUUCGUAACCGACAUUACCGAACCGGGAAGUUUAUAGCGCGCGUGGACUGUACACGAAAAGGAUAAUGUAAUAAUUUUAUGUUAAACGGAUGAUCGCGCCGGUAAUAUUGUAGCCUGCAGUCGGCAUUACACAAUUUACGGUCAAACGCGUUUCGUGUCCUGUAAGAGAAUAUCGGAAAAGGAAAGUGAAUGACCGGUUCUGUCUGUUUCCGAUGGGCGAAAGUAGCGCGGGCAAUGAAAAUUCCGCCGCGCGUAUGGUUCACUUAUGUAACGCGGUAAUUGACAUACGUAAUAGUUACAUAGAUGGUUGUGUGUGUAUAUGUGCGUGUGUGUGCGUGUGUGUGCGUGUGUGUGUGUGUGUGUGUGUAAAAGUAUUACGUGUAAUAAGGCCAUAAGCCAUAGUUGUAUAACCGGUGUUUUACGCGCGGUACCAACUUUUUCACGGUCAAACUCAAAACGUCCGUUUUUAAUUUACAGGUACCGGCACGCUGCAGAAUGUGGAUACUCGCACUAGUACUGUUCAGCGUUAUGGUGGCGCUCCUGUCCUAUUUGGACAUGAGAAAACCGAAAAACUACCCGCCAGGUAUAUUUUCGCCGAUCGUAUACAAUAUGUAUAAUAUAAUAUGUACCGAACUGUCAAAAUAUUACGCGUUUAAAUGUAUAUAUUUUAGAUUCUGAGCGGAGCGAGUGUAUGUGUAUCGGUUUUACAAUGAUGUUUCAUUUUUUUUUUUUUAUUAUUAUUAUUAUUAUUUUUUUUAAUCUGUGGACAACUUUUCUACCAGCAAUUUUGCUCCGGUUCACAAUCAUAGCACUAUUUCUGAAUGGAAAUCCGACUGGGGUGGCACUUCAGGGAGGCGGUUUUUCGAUUUUCCCAGGAGUUUUCCCAAAAAAAAUGGAAAAAAACGUGAGAAAACCGGGAAAAAAUAUGUGGGGAAAACGGGAAUAUAGGUACAAUAUUAAACAAAUAUUAUUAAAGAAAAUAUUCAAUGCAUAUGAAAUUAUUUUAUCAUAAUAUGACACAUAAAUUGUUGACAAAGCAACACUAUCAACCGCGAUUCCGCUCAGAAUCGGUUUUUCGUUAGCAAUGGUUAAUCGUUGCUUACAGAUUUACAGAUGUACAUUAAACUCCCGUCUUUAUCCUACCUUUCCAACUUACCACCUGCAACAGUGGCUCCACCCGUCCUCAUUAUCCUAGGACAGCUUUUUAAGUAAUAUGAGUACAACGAUUACAUUGAUUUAGGUCCGAAAUGGUUGCCGGUUUUGGGAAGCGCUCUCACUGUUAACUCGCUUCGGAAACAAACCGGGUACUUGUACCGUGCUACUAUUUGUCUAGCCGAUUCGUACGGUCCAAUUAUCGGUUUGAAAGUUGGAAAAGAUAGACAAGUAGUGUGUUGUGGGUAUAAUGCCGUCAAAGAAAUGUUGACGAAAGAAGAGUUUGACGGACGUCCACAGGGACCAUUUUACGAAACCCGAACGUGGGGCACCCGAAGAGGUAUGUAUCGGACUACUUAAAGACAAAUGAAAUUCACCCGUUUCCUAUUGGUAUUUAACAAACGUUUUAAUAUGAUUAUUGUAGGUCUUCUACUGACGGACGAAGAAUUUUGGGUGGAACAAAGAAGAUUCGUAUUGCGUCAUUUGCGUGAAUUCGGGUUCGGUAAAAGAACAAUGGCUGAGCUUGUACAAGAAGAAGCUGUCCAAUUGGUCAAUAAUUUUAAUGAACAAAUUGCCAAGUCUAAAGACGGCAAAGGUGAAAUAUUUGCUAUGAGGGAUGCUUUCAGUGUAGGCGUCUUAAAUACUCUGUGGUCAAUGAUGGCAAGUAAACGAUACGACGCAGACGACAAAGAAUUAAAAGAUCUACAGGCACUAUUAACUGAACUUUUUGCUAACAUCGACAUGGUGGGUGCUUUGUUUAGUCAAUUCCCAUUUUUAAGAUACAUAGCUCCUGAAGCGUCCGGGUAUAAAUCGUUUGUUGAUAUCCAUCAACAAGUGUGGAAGUUUCUAAAAGCAGAACUUGACAAUCACAAAGAAACGUUUAUUUUAAAUGAGCCCAGAGAUUUAAUGGACGUUUAUUUACAAAUGUUACAUUCUCCAGACAAAAAAGAUAGUUACUCAGGUACCUACAGACGUUCACAAUUCAAUCUUAAUCGGUUCAUAUUUGUACAAAAUUGUUUUAAUAAUUAAAUCGGUUUCAGAAUCUCAGCUAUUAGCUAUCUGCAUGGAUAUGUUUAUGGCUGGAUCUGAGACUACAAGCAAAUCUUUAGGAUUCGGUUUUCUGUACCUGCUUCUAAACCCAGAAGUUCAGAAGAAGGCUCAGGAAGAAAUCGAUAGAGUUGUUGGUCGAGACCGACUUCCGACCUUGAACGAUAGGCCUAAGUAAAUACUUGAAUUAUAUAAUAAUUAUUAUUAUCACAACUAUUGUGAAUAUUAAUAUGCGUAAACCUACUCUCUCGAUUUCAGUAUGCCUUAUCUAGAAGCACUUGUAUUGGAGUCUGUCAGAGUAUUUAUGGGAAGAACUUUCAGCAUUCCGCACAGAGCUUUAAAAGACACCACAUUACAGGGCUACCAUAUUCCUAAAGUGUGACGAUCGCGCUUAAAUUACAUUUGGAUUAUAAAUAAAAAGGUUUUUUUUUUUUCUUAGGAUACAAUGGUAAUCGCUAAUUUCGCCGCUUUACUCAACGAUGACGACGUUUGGGAGAGUCCGGACAGAUUUUGGCCAGAAAGAUUUAUCGGCUGUGACGGAAAACUAGUAGUUCCGGACGAAUACCUGCCGUUUGGAUAUGGUAAUAAAAAAAAUUUGAUUUUUUUUUUAAAUAUUUUUAACACAAAAUUCAAAAAAAAUAUUAUAUAAUAUUAUAUACCUGUUUAAACGUUUUUUUUUUUUUUUUUUUUUUUUUUUUUAGGAAAACACCGUUGUAUGGGACAAACUCUCGCUAGAUCAAAUAUAUUUUUGUUUUCCGCUUGUCUAUUACAAAACUUCGAUUUCUCAGUGCCCGAAGGUCAAGCACCGCCGAGCACAUUGGGCGUUGACGGAGUUACACCUUCGCCCGGCGAAUUCAGUGCUUACGUUAGCGUCCGACCGAAAUACUAAGAUAAUACGUUUUAAUUCAAAAUGUACGACCUUACUGACUUAACGUUUAAAUUAUAUGUUAUAUACAAAAAAGUGCGAAAUUCAGAAUUAGGUUUUUUGCUCUGUGUAUUAAUAAUAAUAGAUUAAUAGAUAUAAGUAUAAUGUGUAAACGUAUUAUAGCAUAGGUAGGCCGGUAUCUACAAUAAUUAGAUACUAUAACAUUUUAUACCUACUGUUGUAUGGUUAAACGACUGAAUAAUUCUACAGCCAGACAAUAAUUGUCCGAUUAUAAAAUCGUAUGUUAUUUGUAUAAUACUAUUAAAAUAUAAUUGUAAUUUGUAAUAUUCGUAACUAUAAAAAUAAAAAAAAACUGCCUAU
Molecule: messenger RNA, 6072 nt
Organism: Cinara cedri
Lineage: Eukaryota; Metazoa; Arthropoda; Insecta; Hemiptera; Aphididae
Source: the annotation of a GenBank genome assembly